GGGCACCAUGAGGCCUCUGCAUCAUCAACCAUCCUUCCUCCUGGUUGGAGAAGGAAACUUUUCCUUCUCAGCCAGUUUGUGUGAGGUGAAGGGCUGUGAAACUCACAUUGUUGCUACCUGCUAUGAGAAUGAAGACACUGUUUCUAGACAAGAUCUUGCCAAGUCCAACAUCCAAUAUCUGAGGGACAGAGGAGCUGAAGUUCAUUUUUGUGUUGAUUGCACAAAACUGAAAGAGUUCUUCUUGCCAUCUGAGAGAGAUUUUGUUCGCAUUUAUUUCAACUUCCCCCAUUGUGGGAGAAAAGCUGGAGUGAAAAAGAACAGGGAGCUUCUUGCCAGGUUUUUCUAUAGUUGUGCAGACAUCCUGGCAGAGAAUGGAGAGGUCCAUGUGGCACUUUGCAGAGGGCAGGGCGGCACCCCUGCAGACCAGCCAGUGAGGGAGUGGCACAACAGCUGGCAAGUCGUGGCCAUGGCAGCAGAGGCAGGAUUUAUCCUGAGCGACGUUCAUCCAUUUAACAUCAGAGAUGCUUGUGGAUAUAAAUGCACAGGUUACAGGAGUCAGGAUAAAUCUUUCUCUGUAGAAGGAGCUCUGAACCACAUAUUCACACGGAGUUUGCCUUUUCUGCAUCCCAGACCUGUGAUCUGUCAAACGGAUCUGGAAGGCAAAUUGGUUUCCUUCCUAGUUCCAGAGAUAUUUCAAGACAAGAUUAACAGGUGUUUCCUCGAUAAGAAUUUGGAGCAUCCUGUAAGGACAAUAAAUGAAAAGCUCAUCGAUGAGCUUGGGAAAUCUUUCCCAAUUCAGAAGGUGAACUCUUCCAUUUCCUUGGUGUUCCAGGACAGCCCCAACUCCCCUUCCCCUCCGGAUGCCUUUUGGAUGGUUCCUGUUGCCAAAAGAAACCCAGUCCCAAAGCCCAUGGCUAACAAAACUGCAAAGGAUACAGAAGCCUUUGCCUUUCCUUCUGGUUUUUCUAGCUGGGGUGGUAGUGAUCACUGCCCCGACUUGCUGAGCUGGGAAAGCAACUGGGUCUUGGGACAGUAUUACCUCAGACCUUCCUUGCUGCUUUCUCUUCAUACUGUCGUACAGCAAGCAGAGUUCCCACCUGGGACUCUCUUGGUCCUCAGUGGACCGGCCUUUAGGAAAUGCAAGCUCUCUGCUCAUGCUCUGCCCAUUUUUCACGAGACGGCCUUUAUCUGUGUGGCUAAUAAGGGCUCAGAAGCUGUAAGACUUUCAGAAGCCCUAGCCGGAAACCUCACAAGUACUUUAAGCUCGCUGCUCCAGCCUUCGGGUGUCACAUUGGACUGCACGACAGACAAACCAGAGACAACACAACUAAGUACCUUUGUAACUACUGAAGCCCAGCUGCAUGAAUCGAAAUAUUUUAUCACUGUGACCCUUGAUGCUUCCGAUCCUGACCCAAAGGAAAUUUGUGUAGGGUCAGUAGGCACAGCUCCAUGGCAGCCGAAGAGCAUCGAUCGAGAAAUUGUUUGUGCUUCGCUGAACCUUGACCUUCUGGCUAUGCAAGCGUGUGGAAUCUUUGACUGGCGCAUGCUCUGGACCUCUGACAAGCGUUUCCUGAACCGGUUCGCAGGAGGGCGUUUAGGCCCUUUCAAGAGCAUUUCGCUCUAUCCGCCUUCCUAUGUGCACGACCUCAGCUUCUGGGUUCCUGAACCGGAAAGAUUUAACGAAGCCCAGCUUCACACCAUUGCCAGGUGCGUAUCUGGAGAAACAGUUGUGUCUGUUCAACUGCUGGACAGCUUUCUGCACCCCGACACUGCACAAAUCAGCCUCUGCUAUAGGUUCACUUACCAGUCUUGUGACAAAGCGCUCAGCCGCCAGCAGGUGGCAGCCAUGCAAAUGAAGCUGAGGGAAGAAAUACGACGUGGUUUGCACGUGACUCUUAGGUAAAGCUUCAUCCUCACUCACCACAGACAGAUUUUGCCAGAGACCAUAAUUCAGGAAUUCUCAAUACUACAGUGGGUGUGUGCAUGUGCCUUUCAUGCUGUGUGUUGCAUCAGGCCAGACAAACGCCUUUCAUAAAGGCUGAGCGGGCUUGAAAGGUUCAUAGCACCCGGCAAUUUCUCCCAUUAUGCUCCUUAAUGUAAUAAAGUUCAUCUGUUUUA
This is a messenger RNA of Elgaria multicarinata webbii, 2118 nucleotides long. It is a transcript of the gene FDXACB1, whose product is annotated as ferredoxin-fold anticodon binding domain containing 1. Bases 8 to 1903 code for a protein of 631 amino acids. Gene Ontology annotation, molecular function: rRNA (uridine-N3-)-methyltransferase activity. Lineage: Eukaryota; Metazoa; Chordata; Lepidosauria; Squamata; Anguidae. Gene Ontology annotation, biological process: rRNA base methylation. The transcript is spliced from 5 exons. Gene Ontology annotation, cellular component: cytoplasm. The record is from RefSeq and is a predicted model, not a curated record.